CAGCACAGGAAGAGGAACUGUCUGCGCUGGCGGGUGCCUCUCUGCACCGCUGUGACGGAUCCUGCCUCUUUAUCUCUGCUGGAACAGUGCUGGCUCGCAAGAGAUAACUGUUCCCUGCUCUCUCGGGCAGCAGCUGGAUGAGCUCUGGAUGCAAGGAGAAGGAAAGUUAACAGUGCAGCUCAAAGAUGAAGCCUCCAUCUGGGCAAGGCAUAAGGCUGGCAUGCUUUCUCCUGAAUUUGGCUUCCCUCUGCCUUCCCACCCCACUCUGGAAGGAUCGGAACUCCCUAAUGCAGGAGGAGAAAGCCUGUCAGACAGGUGGCAAUUUGGUGCUGAGUAGACAAGAACAGCAGCUCAGUACAAAGCUUGUAAACCUCAAGAAGAAGGAGGUUGCGACAGCCAUAACGAUGGGGCGAUUUCCUCCAAGCAUGCACUUCUUUCGGGCAAAAGACCUCAUUGAUCAGAGUGCGGUGUUCAGCAUCUUAAAGCGCAUGCCAAAAGGUGCUGUCUUACACCUGCAUGACUAUGCCAUCCUGAGCAUGGACUGGCUGGUGUACAAUGCCACCUACCUCCCUGACUGCUACAUCUGCUUCACCCACAUGGGCACUGUUCGGUUUCACUUUUCCAAGCCUCACCCUCCUCACCCAGUGCCAGCCCAGUGCUCCCAGUGGGUUUUGCUGGAGACUUACCGCCAACAGCUGCGCAAUGUGACAGAGUUUGAUAGCAGCUUGCUGAGAAACUUGACCCUGGUGACGGAUGCCCCUGAGCUGGCGUACCCUUCUCAGACUUUCAUUUGGAAAAGAUUUGAAGAAGUCUUCCUCAUUGCCUCUGGACUUAUCUGCUAUGCACCUGUGUUCAAGGCCUAUUUCUACCAGGGGCUGCUGGAGCUCUAUGAAGAUAACAUACAGUAUGUCGAGAUAAGAGCUAUCCUGCCUCCGGUGUAUGAACUGGAUGGCACCCGGCACAAUAAAUCAUGGUCCGUGGCAACCUACCAGGAAGUGAUCAGGCAGUUUACGAAGGAGCACCCUGACUUUCUUGGAGCCAAAAUUAUAUUUACAGCACACAGGAUGCUGAAUGUUUCCCAGAUUAAAGAAGCCAUCGUCACUGCCAUGGCUCUCAGAGCCCGCUUCCCAGACACCGUGGCAGGCUUCGACCUGGUUGGCAAUGAGGAUGAAGGUCAUUCUUUAUGGGACCUGAAGGAUGCCCUGACCAUGCCAUAUUCCCUGGGGGUCAACUUGCCAUACUUUUUCCAUGCUGGCGAGACUGACUGGCAGGGCACCUCUGUAGACAAUAAUGUGCUGGAUGCAUUGCUACUGAAUACCAGUCGGAUUGGCCAUGGACUUGCCCUCAUUAAACACCCUGUAGCCAAAAGCUUGUCUCUGAAGAGGGAUGUUCCUGUAGAAGUCUGUCCUAUCUCCAACCAGGUCCUGCUGUUGGUAGCUGACUUGCGGAGCCACCCUGCAGCUGUCCUCAUGGCUGAAGGACACCCCAUCGUGAUCAGCCCCGAUGAUCCCCCUAUCUUUGGGGCAAAGGGAGUCUCCUAUGACUUCUAUGAGGUGUUCAUGGCCAUCGGAGGGAUGAGUGCCGACCUGAGGACCUUAAAACAACUUGCACUCAACUCCAUAAAAUACAGUGCCAUGCUACCAGAUGAGAAAGCCAAGGCCAAAGAUGUCUGGCAGAAAAAAUGGGACCAAUUUGUGGCUGACCUCUCUGAUAGCUUUUUGAGGGAGCUUUAGAGGGGAGGAGACACAUCUCAGAAGGCAUUUGGCAAGCCAGAGCGAGCCAGGCUUAUUGCUAAGAGGGGGACUGCUUCCUCCAUGUGACCUGAGCAGAUGAAUGAACCUCAAAGUCUCACCUGGCAAUGGGCGAUUCUGGUAAGCUAGGCUUAAGGCUAAGAAUGGGCUGAACUAUCCUGUGAAAGUCAUGGGCUGGAGGUAAAAGGGAACAGUGAGCCCUUACAGCAACAACAAAAGAACACCCCACUCAAAAUAGUCAUAACCAUUAAAAAUUGGCAAUGCAAUGACCAAAAUCCUGACAUCCUUAUUUAGGAAAAGCAGGCUUUCUAAUUAGAGUUAGCAGGAGACUGCCAGCAUGAGGACCUCUGAAUUUCACCUUAUCAUUACAAAAUGCAGACCUUGUCCGGAAACAGCUAAGACAAACAUCCAACCAUUUGGGACACUGACCUUCAUGAGAGUAAGGACUGAAAAUUACUCUUGUUAUGUUUAACCCUGGGCCUGCUGCCAAAAUAGCACUGCUAGGUCGAAGAACCAGUCAUAGGUCUGAUGUUUGCUAUUUCAGGACCUACCAUGGCUGGAAACGAGCUGAUGGAACUUGCUCCCAGAACAUUUAAGCCUGGUUGCACAGUGAUCAUAAAGCCAAGAAGAGGUGCCUCAGUUCCCAAAGCAAAAUCUUUUCCUGUCCUCUGGUCAGAAGGAAGCCAAAACACUUUUCAGCUGAGAAAAAACAUCCUGGCUUCCUCCAUCCAGCUUAAUUGAAACUGUCCCCCUGCACUGGGCCAUAUUACCAUAAGGCCUCUGCAUUUAUAGGAAACACCUUUUGAUUUCAUGGGGUUCUGCUACCAGCCUUUGCUGCCUAACUCAGAGUGCAAAUGUGCCCUCAUUCAGCCUGUUAGACAGAUUUUCACCCUGGUAGAGAGCUACUCUCACAUUGUGGAUAUCCAUAGUGGUCACUUUGACCUCUGUAGUUUCCAGCUCUUUAGCAAAAAGGUAUUGCAGAAAACACAGAAUAAAUAGUGUCAUGACAAGCAAAUUCCCUUUCCUAACAUCAUCCAAAAUAUCAGGAAAAAACUAAUUGCAGCUAGAUUAAAAAAAAAAAUCUUCAUCAGGAUUCUAAAUAAAUUCAGCAAAAUCCUUUGGCACACAUAUCCCAAGUACACAGCCAGGAUCCACCAGUGUCUCUCCCUGACUUCAGUACAGUUAUGCUGGUCUGCAUCAGCCAGGGGAGAAUUUACAGAAGUUCCCGCUGAAAGACAUCUCCCUCCUCUGAGCCACAGGCUUGUGAGGACUGUCAUUUCCUGACCUGACCAGCUUGGGCAAAUUGGCUCUCAUUCUGUUUUCUGCUAAUUGUCUCAAGCUGGCUGCCCAUAGUGUUUAUUUCCACUGACCUUGCUUAAAACACCUUAGCAGGAGGCAAAUAUACUCACUACAGAAGCAGAUCAAGCUGUGCAGCCCAUGUUAAAUUGCCCAUGUUUCACAGGCUGCAAGUUCACCUCCAGUCAUCUCAGGGAAAAAAAAAACCAAAACAACCCACACUACAAACCCCACAACAAGGAACAAAUAAAACCACAAGAAACCAAAGGUCUCUAUAUUGCAAAAGUCAGCAACACAAACCACAGAAAGCAACAAGCGAGAACUCAGUCACAGACCUCACUAACCCGCAGGGUUCAGUGCCUCACACCCCCAGCCCUGUUACAGCCACAGCUGCCUCUGCUCCAGCUCUCUGCCCACAUGCCCCACACCGUCCUCUGCAGCACCAGCAGCUGCUCUUUGCAGGCUUAAAUCCCGGGCCUUGAUGCAGGUUUGACGAGCUUUAUACUGAAGGAGGAGCCAGAGUAGAGCCACCUUCCCUCCUCCUCCACGGAUGUUGUGUACAGAGCGCAGUCUAAAGUCCCCAAGGUAGGCUUUGGUCAUGGUCAGAUUAUAAAUGCUGACUUGGGAAAUUAUAAUGCUGCUGAGGGAGACUGCUGCAAACAGGUGGACUGGCUGCUAACUAGUGACCCAAAGCCAUGUCCCUCUCAGCUCCCUGAUCUUUUGCCUUUGCUAUAUGUGGAUGGGUGAAGAACUUUUACUUGCCCUGAGUUGAUUCUCCCUUAAGUAAGCCUCUUUGCUGCCAAGGUGAAGCUAAUCAUUACAGAGCCAGUGUGGGAGAAGCUGGGUUCCUCAAUACGGGUUGACCCAUGUCCCUUCCUCUUCUGCUGCUGUGGAAAGGUUUCAGCUCUUGCCAAGCACGGUCUCUUGAGGGCUUGACCAACUGAUGGCUUUUUGGUUACCUGUAGUGCUCCCUCCUCAUAACCCAUGCUAGCAGCGUGACUAGAUCUUCUGUUUGCCAGACAUUUGCUGGGUCCAGUUUACCUGCUGUGCCCAGUUUGUUCUUGCCUUCCCAGGAAAAGCCUGUUGUGCGCUUGGCCAUUUACCUACUUUGCAUCAGGAACUGCGACGUGAUGUGGCCCGGUGUCUGGAGCCAUCAGUGGGUGACGCUGUUUGGAAUUACAGCACAAAAAUCACUGGGGUUUAAAAUCGUACAGGUCUGAGGUGAUCUUAAGGUGAAAACCUCAGAAAGUUGAGGCCUGACUCUACAGGGCUGUGUUUGGUUUUGUGACUAGCCUAGUGACUCUGCUUCUGCUGAUGGUAUUCCUCUUGGGGUUGGUCAGAUAGAAGAAGCUUUUCCAUCCUGAUCACAUAUUUUUAAAUGAGAACCUGAACCACAAUGGAAUAUCUGAAUGGAUUGAUCUUUCUUGGAUGGAUCAAGACUGACUCCAGUGGCGUAGCCUUCCUUGUACUCCUCCUUGAACAGGGCAUUGCCAUGUCUGGUGACUGGGGCUUCCCAAAAGUCCUCGUGGGAAGUAGCUGGGCUUUAACCAUUCUUAGGGCCUUAGUGAGUCUGACAGGAGGGCCAGCCUGCUUUACUGCUGGGGAUCAACUCUGCCUUAGACUGAGCCUUUGUUUGGAGAAAGGUACAAAUGGAGAAACCCAGACGGCAUUCUCACCUCUCUGACUGCAGGUGUUCACAAAAGGAGGGAUUUAGGCUGGACCGCAGCAGUUAAGAAAGAUCAAUCCAUUCAGAUAUCCUCAAAGCUUUGGGUAAAUUUGGCUGCGGAGCUUCACUGAGACUCAGCUUUUGAGCAUUCGCAGUAACUUUUCAAGGAUUUUGCUUCCAGUCCAUUCCUUUAUCCUCAGUACCUUGGCUCCCUGCUCACAUUUGUUGGGAAAUACAUUGCAUACAUAAUGCUUUCUUGCCUGUCUCUUUCAGAAAAUAGUAUAUAUUUAAAUUUUUAAACCUCU
Messenger RNA from Falco peregrinus (peregrine falcon), 5018 nucleotides. It is a transcript of the gene ADA2, whose product is annotated as adenosine deaminase 2. The record is from RefSeq and is a predicted model, not a curated record. The transcript has 10 exons. Gene Ontology annotation, molecular function: adenosine deaminase activity. The coding region runs from base 186 to 1733 and encodes 515 amino acids. Lineage: Eukaryota; Metazoa; Chordata; Aves; Falconiformes; Falconidae. Gene Ontology annotation, biological process: inosine biosynthetic process; adenosine catabolic process.